Molecule: messenger RNA, 1067 nt
Organism: Cloeon dipterum
Lineage: Eukaryota; Metazoa; Arthropoda; Insecta; Ephemeroptera; Baetidae
Gene: Sras
Product: Ras converting CAAX endopeptidase Sras
Exons: 7
Coding region: 58-924 (288 amino acids)
Biological process (GO): CAAX-box protein processing
Cellular component (GO): endoplasmic reticulum membrane
Molecular function (GO): metalloendopeptidase activity
Source: RefSeq, a predicted model, not a curated record
GAGAAGCUUGGGCCAAUGAGAUCGCUCUCUUAGACCACGUGACUCGCGGCCAAAACAAUGGACGUCGGCCUGUGGAGCGGCUCCUUGCUCAGGGUGGCCGCCUGUUUUGCACAGGCCGUCCUUUAUAUAGCCUCUCUCUAUGUGUGGAACUCUCCCUUUAACAGGGACCACCCUUCAACGAUCAAGAGAAGAUUCAUAAGUGCCUUAUCCAUGAUGGUUAUCUCUCCAUUUUUUGUCUAUUUUUUCUCAUCCGGAACGCUCCUAAACAAGGUAUCCUUUUGUCACUUGUUGGGUCUCAGACUGGACGGGCUUUUAAAUGCCGUGGUGGUGCCGCUUUUGCUGACCAGCGUCCUCUUCCUGGGCCCCAUCGCCAUGGCCCUGCACGCCCUCUCGCCAAGGCAGGUGAUAACGUACCCAUCCCUCUUUCUGCCAGACGUGUGCAACAUUUUCUGGCUUCGUAAUCAUGUUGUGGCGCCUCUGUCCGAGGAGUUCACCUUCAGGGCGUGCAUGAUGCCGCUAUUGCUGCAGAGUUUUUCGCCGAUGACCUCAAUAUUUUUCUGUCCGAUUCCAUUUGGAGUUGCUCAUUUUCAUCACAUGAUUGAAAGGAUAUACACGGGAGUGCCUUUUAAAAACGCCUUCUUACUUUCAAUGUUUCAGUUUUGCUACACAACAGUAUUUGGCAUUUACUCCGCUUUCCUGUUUUAUAGAACAGGUCACAUAGUCGCUCCAUUCAUCGUUCACGCGUUUUGCAAUCUCAUGGGCUUCCCAGACAUCGCUGGUCUAAUGGCCCUGGAGAAGCCGCUCAAGACUAAGAUGCUGAGUCUGCUGGUUGGAGGCCUGGUGGCGUGGACAGUGCUCCUGGUGCCCCUCACAAGUCCUGCUCUCUAUGAAAACCAGUUUGUCUGGACGCAAGUGGACAGUUAACCCUGGCAGACUGAACUUAAAGAUUUUAAUCCAUCGAAUUUCAUCAUUCAUCGUUGUUGACACUGAUUUUGCCAGUGUGCUUUUAAUUUAUUCAUUUUAGUCACUUGUUCCUUAAUACACUUGUUACUUAAUGCACUAAUCAG